UGUGCAUUACGCUGCGAAUAAAAGCACCAUCAUCCUCCUGCAAUAGGAACGUCGUUGUGCUGGAGAUAAGGGCAUCCUCCCAGCUCCCUGUGCUCAUGACUACCGACUAGGGUCGCUCAUUUUCGCUUGACGCCGCGGGAUAAAAGGACUGCAUUAUGGUAAAACACCGCCCAGAGAGAGACAGCUGGGGUGAGUGGUCUCUGAGUGACAAAAAUGUUUAUGAGUGGAGCUCAGAGGAAGAGGAGCCGGAUGGACGAGCCCGGCCCGUCCAGGUGCUGCUGGUCAAAGACGACCACACCUUCGAGCUGGACGAGGCGGCGCUGAGCCGCAUCCUCCUCUCCGAGGAGGUCAGGGACCGAGAAGUGGUGGCCAUCUCUGUGGCGGGGGCUUUCCGCAAGGGCAAGUCCUUCCUCAUGGACUUCAUGCUGCGCUAUAUGUACCACCAUGCGUCUGAAAACUGGCUCGGCGACGCUAACGAGCCGCUGACGGGCUUCUCCUGGAGGGGGGGCUCUGAGAGGGAAACCACUGGGAUCCAAAUCUGGAGCGAGGUCUUUCUGGUGGAUAAACCAGAUGGUAGAAAGGUGGCCGUGUUGCUGAUGGACACGCAGGGAACAUUUGACAGCCAAUCCACGCUCAGGGAUUCCGCCACCGUGUUCGCCCUGAGCACCAUGAUCAGCUCCAUGCAGGUUUACAACAUUUCCCAGAACGUACAGGAGGAUGACCUCCAACACUUGCAGCUUUUCACGGAGUACGGAAGGCUAGCGAUGGAGGAAACUUUCCUAAAACCUUUCCAGUCCCUGAUUUUCCUGGUCCGAGACUGGAGCUUUCCAUACGAGUUUCCCUACGGACAGGAGGGGGGGAUAAAGUUUCUAGAGAAAAGACUGAAGAUCUCUGAGAACCAGCAUGAGGAACUUCAGAACGUACGGAAGCACAUCCACUCCUGCUUCACCAACAUCUCCUGCUUCCUGAUGCCUCACCCCGGCCUCAAGGUGGCCACCAACCCUCACUUCGACGGCAGAAUUAAAGAGAUUGACGGCGAGUUCAUAAAUAACCUGAAGAUCCUGAUCCCCUGGAUCCUCAGUCCUCGUAACAUCGACGUGAAGGAGAUCAACGGGAGCAAGAUCACCUGCAGGGGCCUGCUGGAGUACUUUAAGGCAUACAUCAAAAUAUACCAAGGGGAAGAGUUGCCUCAUCCAAAGUCGAUGCUGCAGGCCACAGCAGAGGCCAACAAUUUAGCAGCAGUUGCAGCUGCAAAGGAUCUCUACAACAAAAAAAUGGAGGAGGUCUGCGGGGGUGAUAGACCCUUCCUGGCCCCCAGCGAGCUGCAGAACCGACACGGAGCCAUCAGGGAGGAGGCCCUGCAGCUCUUCCGUGGCGUCAAAAAGAUGGGUGGCGAGGAGUUUAGCCGCCGCUACCUGCAGCAGCUGGAAAGCGAGAUCGACGAGGUGUUUGUUCAGUACAUCAAGCACAACGACUCCAAGAACAUUUUCCACGCUGCCCGCACGCCGGCAACACUCUUCGUGGUCAUCUUCGUCAUGUACGUGGGCGCGGGGAUCACGGGCUUUGUGGGUGUGGACAUCAUCGCCAGCUUGUGCAACAUGAUCCUGGGCCUGGCGCUGAUCACUCUCUGCACCUGGGCCUACAUCCGCUACUCAGGGGAGUACAGGGAACUCGGCGCCGUCAUCGACCAGGUGGCCGGAGCGCUUUGGGACCAGGGGAGCACAAAUGAGGCUCUGUAUAAGCUGUACAAUGUAGCGGCCAACCACCGGCACCUGUACCACCACGCUUUCCCUGGAGCCCAUGCGGACGAAGGUGCGGAGGAGCGAGACAAGAAGAAAGACUGAUGGCAACGCAGUCGGGACUUUCUUUAGGGAUGUACAGAGGGGGAGGGGGAAGGAGAGGGGACAUCCUCACCCAUGGAGCACUUCUGUAUUCUGGUGAUGGCUGCUGCAGCCAACAAGUCCAGGCACUACUUUAAUCCUUAUACUGAACUUUAUAACGUUCAUAUAUCAGAUUGUCAGAGCACCUCAGUAGUGGGGGGAGGGGUCGUGUGUCACGUUUCAUCUGGACAGAUACAGGGGGCGCUCUGCUGGAGGAGACCUCCUCGUACCCGUCUGCCGUUUAGAAUCACAGAUCUCUGUCAUUUAAUGCAGGCAAUUCUUUUUUUUCCAAAGUGUUGCAGAGUUUGUGAGACAAAUGUUCUGUUCUUUAAGGUUUCGUGUUUAUAUCUACGAUCUGCAAAGGCCAAAUUAUGUACAGUGUGUUGAAUAAUGAAGCAGCAUUAUCUGCAUGUUGAUGUUUCUCAUCUUUAAGCUCAGAAUUCAGGUAUACUUUUUAAGAAAAAAAACAUGUUUUAAUGGUUGUGACAAAGUGGUAUCGUGCCAUAAAAUGUUGAUUUGU
Molecule: messenger RNA, 2400 nt
Organism: Cyprinodon tularosa
Lineage: Eukaryota; Metazoa; Chordata; Actinopteri; Cyprinodontiformes; Cyprinodontidae
Gene: atl1
Product: atlastin GTPase 1
Exons: 14
Coding region: 156-1844 (562 amino acids)
Biological process (GO): endoplasmic reticulum organization; protein homooligomerization
Molecular function (GO): GTPase activity; GTP binding
Source: RefSeq, a predicted model, not a curated record